AUGUUCCGCACAACAGUCUCAAGGGCAGUGCCCAGAUCGCUCAGAGCACCCACGACGAGGAACGUACUGUCAACCUUUGUCCAGCAAGCCGCUUUCAGAACGUCCACAAGACCAGUCAAGGCCUCAUCGAUACUUGCACUCACUACACGACAACCACUCCAACAAUCCCUCGUUCGAUAUGCCUCCGAUAGAAGCAAGAUGAAUUACGAGCGAGACACCGAGGGAGAGAAGGCUAUACAAGCUCAAAAAGUUGGUGCUCACCCUGAAUUGGUGUCCACCUCGUCUUCUGCGCAUCCUGUAGUGGGUGAGCUCGGAGUCGACGAUGCAGACAGGGAUGUUGAUAUGACCGCCAGUAUUCGAAGUGAUUUUACCACAAUCGUCGACACCUUCUCGCUGAAAGAUGUUCCACAAAAGGCCAUGUACAUGGGACUGGCUGGCGUGGUUCCUUACCUUGCAACCUCGCUUGCUACUGUCUACCUUUCCUUCGAUAUCCAGUAUGCUUCCACCCACGGACAAGGUAUGCUACUGGACGGCGCUGUUGCAGAGCAACUGCUUCACAUUAUCGAGCCUCUCCAGCUGGGCUAUGGAGCUAGCAUCAUCUCUUUCCUUGGUGCCAUCCACUGGGGUCUCGAAUGGGCUAAAUAUGGCGGUGAGCAAGGAUAUCCAAGAUACAUGAUCGGUGUCGUCGCAACUGCUGUGGCAUGGCCAACGCUUCUUCUUUCCGCUGAAGUAGGCCUCAUCACUCAAUUCCUCGCCUUCACCUUCCUAUACUAUACCGAUGCGCAAGCCUCCCGUGCCGGCUGGGCUCCAGGCUGGUACGGUAUCUACCGAUUCGUCCUUACCUUCAUCGUCGGAACCUCCAUCGUGGCCUCCCUGAUCGGCCGUGGUCAAAUUGCCGAUUUGGUCAGCAAGCCAUUAGGCCCUGCCGAUAGACUGAGAGCACUUCGAGAGCAGCAGCUAGCUCAAUUGGAAUCCGAUGAUGCAGAGAACAAGGCACGAGCUGCAGCUGAGCAAGACGGUGAUGAGGAGGAAGAGGACGACGAAUAG
This is a messenger RNA of Lithohypha guttulata, 1047 nucleotides long. RefSeq lists its product as uncharacterized. The transcript is spliced from 3 exons. The record is from RefSeq and is a predicted model, not a curated record. Bases 1 to 1047 code for a protein of 348 amino acids. NCBI's taxonomy places the organism in Eukaryota, Fungi, Ascomycota, Eurotiomycetes, Chaetothyriales, Trichomeriaceae.